CUUUUUUGAGAUUCUCCAGGAUGGAAGCAGCUCAAACGGAAACUACAGCUACUAGAGACUCUCAUAUACCUAGUAGCCUCAAUCCAAACGCCAGUGCAUUUACUCCUUCUGCCACGCCACAACCGGCUUCUCCUCAGCAAUCCGCCGUCUCGCAGGCGUUCAAGCCACAAGUGAAAUACUGCUACUACGAGCAAUUUGGUCAAUGCAAUAAAGGUGAUGCAUGUCCUUUCACACAUCGAAGCCAAGAACAGUGCUGGUACGAAGCCAAUGGAGGCUGUAAAAGAGGUGCUGCGUGUUUGUUCAAGCACACUGGCAUAACAUCAAGCAACGGUGAGUAACUUGAGAUGACUUAUUAAUUUCGUUUGUAGCAAUAAGGCACAACAAUGGAAUCAAAUCCUGGAAAUUGGCAAGCAUAAACUGAUAUUCGAACCCAUCAUGAACAAAAAUAGAUGCUGCCAGCCCUACAACAGGGGAAACCGUAGUCGAUA
Messenger RNA from Umbelopsis ramanniana AG, 488 nucleotides. RefSeq lists its product as uncharacterized. NCBI's taxonomy places the organism in Eukaryota, Fungi, Mucoromycota, Umbelopsidomycetes, Umbelopsidales, Umbelopsidaceae. The transcript has 2 exons. The coding region runs from base 21 to 338 and encodes 105 amino acids. Gene Ontology annotation, molecular function: metal ion binding. The record is from RefSeq and is a predicted model, not a curated record.